AUGGCUGAGGUGGAACAGGCCCCGACGUUGGGCUCGGAGCUCAAGGAUGGCUUUAAACCCGCAAACGCCUGGGUCGCCGGCGGGAUUGCCUGGCUCGACGACAUCCAAUCCUUCUACCGCGAACGAAGUGCGAUCGAAAAGGAGUACAGUGCCAAGCUCAAUGCCUUGGCUAAGAAGUACUUCGAAAAGAAGACGCGCAAGUCGGCAAGCUUGAGCGUCGGUGAUAGCCCGACCAUGACACCUGGCUCUCUCGAGAGUGCCUCCCUUACAACAUGGACCACCCAUCUGACGACGCUCGAAGCGCGGGCCGACGAACACGAACGCUACGGAAACGAUUUGAUUGGCAAGGUGGCAGAUCCGAUGAAGAAUAUGUCACUACGUUUCGAAGAACUGCGCAAACGCCAUGCCGAAUAUGCCGAGAAGCUUGAAAGGGAACGGGAUACAUCGUACGCGGACCUCCGGAAGACGAAGGGAAAAUACGAUGCGGUCUGCCAAGAGGUGGAGAGCAAGCGGAAGAAGACCGAGUCUUCCUUCGACAAGGCCAAGGCGCAGAGCAGCUUCCAGCAGCAGCUCCUGGACAUGAACAACGUCAAGAACACCUACCUCAUUGCGAUCAAUGUGACGAACAAGCAAAAAGAGAAAUACUACUACGAAUACCUCCCAGAGCUCAUGGAUAGCCUCCAAGAUCUUUCGGAGUUCCGGACGUUCAAGUUGAACGGCCUUUGGACACUAGCUUCGCAGCUUGAAGCCGGCAUGCUUCAGCAGAGUUCCGGGCAGAUCGACCGCCUUGGUCAAGAAAUCACACGGAACCAGCCGCACUUGGACUCGAUGAUGUAUAUCCGACACAACAUGAGCACCUUCCAGGAACCCUACGACAAGGCGUUUGAGCCGAGCCCCGUGUGGCACGAUGACGGGACCAUGGUAGUCGACGAGGCGGCCAAGGUGUAUCUGCGCAACCUACUCAACAAAUCGAAGGGUCAGUUGGGGGAACUGCGGCGUGAGGCGGAUAAGAAGAGACGAGAGGUAGAGGCGAUGAAGCGGGUAAAGCAAAAAGUGCGAGAGGGGACGGACAACAAGGACGAGGUGGCUGUCGUGUCGCAGAUCUUCUCGAUGCAAGAGGAACUGCACCAGGUUGACCGCAAGCGGCUCACGGUCGAGGUCGAGACGUCAACCAUCACGGCAGCGGUCGGCGACGUGACGCUGGGAGCCAAGAACCACAACUUCAAGUCGCAGACCUUCAAAAUCCCCACGAAUUGCGACCUCUGCGGCGAGAGGAUAUGGGGGUUGUCCGCGAAAGGUUUCGACUGUCGCGACUGUGGCUACACAUGUCACAGCAAAUGCGAGAUGAAGGUGCCCGCAGAAUGUCCUGGGGAGCAAUCUAAAGAAGAACGCAAGAAACUCAAGCAGGAGCGCCAGGAGGCCGCCAACUCGCUGCUCAAACCAACUAGCGGCCCACCAGAACAUGUGGCCGAGCUGCCCUCGAUGAGCCGCUCCGACACGGUCACCUCUGGGACAUCAGGAUAUGCAGCCAGUUCCCAGCGCUCCAUGACGGGACCCCUAUCACCCGACGACACACCGCCUGAGCUGCCCAGCGCGCCCCGCCCGACCAGCACAGCCCCGGCGCCGGCUGCUAGGAAAAACCGGGUUAUCGCACCACCCCCGACCGCCUAUGUGAGCGAGCUGCCGGGUAGUACCCCGAACGGUUCGUCGGCUCAGGGGUCAGAGCAGAAGGCUAAGAUGUUGUACGGCUUCGACGCUGGCGGUGCGGGUGAGCUGAGCGUUACUGAGGGACGGGAACUGGUGGUGUUGGAGCCGGACACUGGUUCCGGCUGGGUCAAAGUCCGAGCAGGCUAUAAGGAAGGCCUGGUCCCGGCAAGCUACGUCGAGCUGAUCGCGUCGGCGCCCGCAUCAGGGCCACCACCACCCACAGCGGCCGCAGCAGCCAUCGCGCCGCAGCACACGGGCCAGUCCACCUACUCCAACAGCGGCUCGUCGAUCAGCACGGCAGCGACCGGCGGCGGGAAAAAGAAGGGCCCCGCGGUGGCGCCGAGGCGGGGCGCAAAGAAAUUAAAGUACGUCGAGGCCCUGUAUGAGUACACGGCGCAGAGCGAUACCGAGCACAGCAUGGUGGAGGGCGAGCGGUUCGUGCUGAUCAAGGAGGACCCUGGGGACGGGUGGGCGGAGGUGGAGAAGGGGGGUGUGACCAAGAGUGUGCCGGCGAGCUAUGUGCAGGUUGUUUAG
Messenger RNA from Dichotomopilus funicola, 2241 nucleotides. RefSeq lists its product as uncharacterized. NCBI's taxonomy places the organism in Eukaryota, Fungi, Ascomycota, Sordariomycetes, Sordariales, Chaetomiaceae. Bases 1 to 2241 code for a protein of 746 amino acids. The record is from RefSeq and is a predicted model, not a curated record. The transcript is spliced from 4 exons. Gene Ontology annotation, molecular function: protein binding.